UGGUUUUAUUUUUUAAUGCUUAAGGUGAACUUCACGGUAGAUGAGAUCCGUAAGAUGAUGGACAAGAAGAAGAAUAUUCGUAAUAUGUCCGUCAUCGCUCAUGUAGAUCAUGGAAAAUCAACCUUAACUGACUCUUUGGUAUCUAAAGCUGGUAUUAUAGCUAAUGCUAAAGCUGGAGAUAUGCGUUUUACUGAUACUCGUAAAGAUGAGCAAGAUCGUUGUAUUACCAUCAAGUCAACUGCCAUUUCCAUGUACUUUGAAUUGGGAGAAAAGGAUUUAGUUUUCAUCAAGAACCCAGAUCAACGUGAUCCUGAAGAAAAAGGAUUCUUGAUCAAUUUAAUUGAUUCUCCUGGUCACGUUGAUUUCUCUAGUGAAGUUACUGCUGCUCUGCGUGUUACUGAUGGAGCUUUGGUUGUUGUUGACUGUGUUUCUGGUGUGUGUGUACAAACUGAAACUGUAUUGCGUCAAGCUAUUGCCGAAAGAAUUAAGCCAAUUUUAUUCAUGAACAAAAUGGACCGUGCUCUAUUGGAAUUGCAAUUGGAAUCCGAAGAUUUGUAUCAAACUUUCCAACGUAUUGUUGAAAAUGUUAAUAUCAUUAUUGCUACUUAUUCAGAUGACAGCGGUCCUAUGGGUGAAGUCCAGGUUGAUCCUAGCAAGGGAAGUGUUGGUUUUGGAUCUGGUUUGCACGGUUGGGCUUUUACCCUAAAACAGUUUGCUGAAAUGUAUGCUGAGAAAUUCAAGAUCGAUGUUGUCAAGCUUAUGAACAGAUUGUGGGGAGAAAAUUUCUUCAACGCCAAAACGAAGAAAUGGGCUAAACAAAAGGAUGAUACUAACCAACGGUCAUUCUGCAUGUACAUUUUGGACCCUAUCUACAAAGUUUUCAAUUGCAUCAUGAACUACAAGAAAGAUGAAGCUACCGAACUUUUGUCAAAGCUUGGAAUUGUAUUAAAACAUGAAGAUCAAGAUAAAGAUGGAAAAGCUUUGUUGAAGGUUGUUAUGCGCACCUGGUUGCCUGCUGGAGAAGCUUUACUUCAAAUGAUAGCCAUUCAUUUGCCAUCACCUGUUGUUGCUCAAAAGUACCGUAUGGAGAUGUUGUAUGAAGGACCUCAUGAUGAUGAGGCUGCUCUUGGUGUGAAGAACUGCGAUCCUGAUGCACCUCUGAUGAUGUACAUCUCCAAAAUGGUACCAACAUCUGACAAAGGACGUUUUUACGCUUUUGGACGUGUAUUCUCUGGAAGGGUUGCCACUGGUAUGAAAGCUCGUAUUAUGGGACCUAAUUAUACACCAGGAAAGAAAGAAGAUUUGUAUGAAAAAGCUAUCCAAAGGACUAUAUUGAUGAUGGGACGUUAUACAGAGGCCAUUGAAGAUGUUCCCAGUGGUAACAUUUGUGGAUUGGUUGGUGUUGAUCAAUUUUUGGUAAAGACUGGUACCAUCACAACAUUCAAGGAUGCCCACAACAUGAAAGUUAUGAAGUUCAGUGUAUCUCCUGUUGUACGUGUUGCAGUAGAACCCAAAAACCCUGCUGAUUUACCCAAAUUAGUAGAAGGUCUUAAACGUUUGGCCAAAUCUGACCCUAUGGUGCAAUGUAUCAUAGAAGAAUCUGGUGAACAUAUUGUUGCUGGUGCUGGUGAAUUGCAUUUGGAAAUUUGUCUGAAAGAUUUGGAAGAAGACCAUGCUUGUAUUCCAAUUAAGAAAUCCGAUCCAGUUGUUUCCUACAGAGAAACUGUUAAUGAAGAAUCCGAAAUCAUGUGCUUAUCAAAAUCUCCUAACAAGCAUAACAGAUUAUUCAUGAAGUGUCAACCAUUCCCAGAUGGUCUGGCUGAAGACAUUGAAAAAGGCCAAGUCAACCCAAGAGAUGAAUUCAAAGCUCGUGCCCGUUACUUGGGUGAAAAGUAUGAAUAUGAUGUUACUGAGGCUCGUAAGAUCUGGGCUUUUGGUCCUGAUGGAACUGGUCCUAACUUAUUGAUUGAUUGCACCAAAGGAGUACAGUAUCUUAAUGAAAUUAAGGACUCUGUUGUUGCUGGUUUUCAAUGGGCUACCAAAGAGGGAGUAUUGGCAGAAGAGAAUUUGCGUGCUGUUAGAUUCAACAUUCAUGAUGUUACAUUACACGCUGAUGCUAUCCACAGGGGAGGUGGUCAAAUCAUUCCAACUGCUCGUCGUUGUAUGUACGCUUGCAUCUUAUCUGCUCAUCCAAGAAUUAUGGAACCUGUGUACUUGUGUGAAAUUCAGUGCCCUGAAGUUGCAGUAGGAGGUAUUUACAGUGUUUUAAAUAGACGUAGAGGACACGUUUUUGAGGAAAGUCAAGUUGUUGGUACGCCAAUGUUCGUUGUUAAGGCAUACUUGCCUGUCAAUGAAUCUUUCGGAUUUACUGCUGAUUUACGUAGUAACACUGGAGGACAAGCUUUCCCACAAUGUGUGUUUGACCAUUGGCAAGUAUUCCCUGGUGACCCAUGUGAAACUGGAUCAAAACCAUAUGUUGUUGUUAUGGAUACUCGUAAGCGUAAAGGUCUUAAGGAUGGAUUACCAGACAUCAAUUCAUACCUUGACAAAUUGUAAACAUAAUAUUAGCUCUAAAAUCGCCGCAUUUUUUUUUUUUUUUAUUAUUAUUAUUAUUUUGAAUAUUGUUAAUUGCAAUAGUAUGAAAGACUCUAUGUUUUUAUUUCCAACAAAUGUUAUGAUUUUAAAUUAUAAACAAUUCUUGUUAUUUUCUGUAAUAACAAUUAUUAACUUUCUAUAUACGACUGUAACAUUGUAUCAUUUGAUGGUUCCAUUUUCAAAACAAAAUCAUGAAUUUAUUGAUAAUAUUAUGUGUUGCGUCAAGUGUGUUUGGUAAUGCUGUGCAUGACCCUAAAAUACCUAAUAAAAACAAAUUGAUAUGAAAA
Messenger RNA from Sipha flava (yellow sugarcane aphid), 2882 nucleotides. RefSeq names its product translation elongation factor 2 (gene eEF2). Gene Ontology annotation, biological process: translational elongation. Gene Ontology annotation, molecular function: GTPase activity; translation elongation factor activity; GTP binding. Gene Ontology annotation, cellular component: ribonucleoprotein complex; cytosol. The record is from RefSeq and is a predicted model, not a curated record. NCBI's taxonomy places the organism in Eukaryota, Metazoa, Arthropoda, Insecta, Hemiptera, Aphididae. Bases 16 to 2556 code for a protein of 846 amino acids. The transcript is spliced from 14 exons.